Saccostrea cuccullata (small rock oyster) is the source of this 1653-nucleotide messenger RNA. RefSeq lists its product as uncharacterized. Lineage: Eukaryota; Metazoa; Mollusca; Bivalvia; Ostreida; Ostreidae. Gene Ontology annotation, molecular function: DNA binding. Bases 1 to 1653 code for a protein of 550 amino acids. Gene Ontology annotation, cellular component: nucleus. The transcript has a single exon. The record is from RefSeq and is a predicted model, not a curated record.
AUGCCCAGAAUUUAUAAGAAGAAAAAGAAAAAUGCUUAUGAUCCCCAGAAGGUGGCAGAUGCAUUAAAAGCUGUGCAAAAUGGGGAAUCUAUCAGAGAAGCAGAGCGGAUAUAUGGAGUGCCCAAAUCAACUUUGUCAGAUACCUUAAAGAAAAAGUAUGCAAGUCCAGGAAAACCCGGUCGCACUCAGCGUAUCCCCAAGGACAUAGAAAACAAAAUUGCUACAGCCGUAUCAGAAGCUGCAAGACAAGGUAUGGGUAUAUCAAGAAAACAACUGCUGGGAAGAGUUGGUGAACUCAGUAAAAAGAUUAAAGUUACCUUCAAAAAUGGGACACCAGGAAAGGACUGGUUCGAUGGUUUUCGUAGGCGCCACCCAGAACUGUCAAUUCGAAAACCAGAAAAGCUAGCAACAACACGAGCUAGGAUGUCAAACCCAGAAAUUAUUGGAAAGUACUUCGAUGACCUGCAAUGUUUGCUACAUAAUUUGGACAUUGUAAACAGCCCUGCAGUAAUCUGGAAUUGUGAUGAGACAGGCAAACAAUUCGAACAUGAUCCUGUCAAGGUACUAGCACUCAAAGGUGCCAGGAAUGUUGUUGGUCGUACUACAUCUAAUCGAACCAAUGUCACUAUCAUGGCCUGUGUGAACGCACUCGGAAUAUCCAUGCCACCCAUGUUUGUUGUAAAAGGAAAGACCUCGAAGUCUUUACAUGGAUUCAACACAGAGCAGAGUCCCAUAGGCAGCAUGUGGAGUUUCCAGGACAAAGGAUGGAUGACAGACGCGUUAGGUGAAAUUUGGUUUAGAGAUAUAUUCCUUAAGCAUUGCGGCUCUGCCAGACCCCAGCUGUUGAUACUGGAUGGGCACUCAUCGCAUGAGACGCUCGCAAUUUUGGAAAUUGCCAUACAGGAAAAUAUUCAUAUUCUAAGCCUACCUCCACACACAACCCACGUGCUUCAACCUCUGGAUAGAGCAGUAUUUGGGCCCUUAAACACGGCGUAUAAUACAGUAUGCUCAGAUUAUCUCGCGCAAAACUCACUGAAUGCUGUCAAUAAAUGGACAUUUCCUGGAAUAUUCCGGAAAGCAUGGGACGCUGCCCUCACUGUUUCCAAUAUUACUGCAGGUUUUCGGGCGUGUGGAAUUUUCCCUUUUGAUCCAUCAGCAGUUCCAAGUGAAAUGAUGUCUCCAUCUCGUCCGACAGAUGUGCAGCUCACACCAACAGGAAACGAUACCAAUCCGCCUGAACCAACCAAUCUUGCAAUUGCACCACGAACCCCUCUUGAAAGCCGUUCUGUCAGCGAUGCGAAUUCUCAACCUCCAACGAUUGAGGAUCCAUCCUUACUUCUAGAUCUUAUCAGUUCAGGUCAGUGCGAGAUAUUUUCACCUGACAGUAGUGGAGUAGCAACUAUCCCCAACGCAAUGGAAACAGCUUCUGUAGAUAACGCAUGGAGUGAAGAAAUAAACACAUUGUUUCUUCCACCAAAGAUCAUCAGCUCUGUACAAAACGCAUCCAAUUCUUUAGUUACAUCAAGGAAAACUGGACACAGGCUCCUGACUAGUGCAGAAAUAGUCGAAGAGAAGAGAUUGGUCGCGUUGAAGAAACAAGAAAAAGAAAAUAAAAAGCUAGAACGAGCAUUGAAGAGUAAAAAACCAAAAUAA